Molecule: messenger RNA, 4368 nt
Organism: Aspergillus eucalypticola CBS 122712
Lineage: Eukaryota; Fungi; Ascomycota; Eurotiomycetes; Eurotiales; Aspergillaceae
Product: chitinase
Exons: 2
Coding region: 1-4314 (1437 amino acids)
Biological process (GO): carbohydrate metabolic process
Molecular function (GO): chitin binding; hydrolase activity, hydrolyzing O-glycosyl compounds
Source: RefSeq, a predicted model, not a curated record
AUGGUGGCCCUCACUUGGCUCGGCGUGGCAGCAGGCUUCGUGCUGACCAUAUGGCCACCUUCAGCUACCGCAAGCCCUGGCUUCCAUCAAUUGGCCAGCCAGAGCUACAAGAGCGGUGCCUCCGUCUGCCCGGAGCGCUGCCGCAAUUCUGGGCCCAAUACCGGAAACUGGUCGGUGUACUCUGGCUUCAGGCGGAUCCGAAAGUGCAAGGAGACGAUAUUCUAUGACUUCUCUCUGUUUGACGAUGUCGAUGAUUGGGAGAAAACCCACCGCAUUCAAGCCUGCUCUUCAUACGGGCCGGACUUUGCCAUGUUCCCAGCGACUACCGCAACUGUGACUUCUAGCGAGUCCGUUGAUGUUGAGUUCGAACUGGGCUGGUGGCAUGAGGGUUUCGGUCUGGCGGGUGCUGGGCUGCGGUCAAUUGUUAGGCAGAUGCGCCACUAUGCUGAUGGAGAGCAUGGCAAGACCGAUAGGCCAUUUAUCAUAUACGGCCAGUCUGGCCAAGCUACAAUUGGAUUGUAUGUAGGCCAGAGCCUGCUGAAGCAAGGGCUCAGCGAGUCUGCGCUCAGGCUCUUCCAGGACAAUCUUGACAAACUUGACAUCACCACCCCUAGCUUAGCUAUGCAGCUCUGCGAGCAAGGCUACGAUAGCACACAUGUAUUUGGUAUUAUGGCGACCAGCAACGGAACUUUUGCUCCCAUCCAAAGUGCAAUCAAGUCUUGGGCUAAUGCGACGUGCUUAUCGUUCCCCGGAUCCGUCAAGCUUGCCGGCUCUGCAAAGUUCACUACGCCUCUUCUAAGUGGCAACCACACUACUGCCGCCUCUUCCACUCACUUAGCGCGCAAUCUGACUUGGAACCUCGUUACAAGAGGCGAUGGCGAGUGUACAACUGUACAAGUUGAUGCCGGGAACAGCUGUGCCGACCUGGCAGUGAAAUGUGGCAUUUCGGGCGCUGACUUCACGAAGUACAACCCCGGUGAUGAUUUUUGCUCCACUUUAAAGCCUAAGCAGCAUGUUUGCUGCUCCAGUGGAAAUCUUCCUGAUCUUCGUCCUCAGCCCAACGAAGAUGGCUCAUGUAAGGCAUAUCAAGUUCAAGCCGAUGACAAUUGCGACAGCCUGGCUGCCGAGUAUAGCCUUGAGAUUGAUGAUCUCGAGGAGUUCAACAAGGAUACCUGGGGCUGGAACGGUUGUGAGCUGCUAUUCAAGGACACUGUUAUGUGUCUGAGUAAGGGGACUCCACCAUUCCCUGCGGAAAUCUCCAAUGCCCAAUGUGGUCCCCAGAAGCCAGGCACAAACCCACCUACGAAUGGCUCAAAUAUUGCCGAUCUCAAUCCUUGCCCGCUCAACGCAUGCUGUAAUAUCUGGGGCCAAUGCGGCAUUACCGCAGACUUCUGCGUCGAUACCAAUACUGGGGCCCCAGGUACGGCUGAGCCAGGGACGUACGGAUGUAUAUCCAAUUGUGGAAUGGAUGUUGUUAAGGGUUCUGGGUCUGGAAAUGUCAGAAUCGCCUACUAUGAAGGCUACUGCCUCAGCAGAAAAUGUCUCUUCCAGGAUGCCUCGCAGAUUGAUACCUCGCAGUACACGCACCUCCAUUUCGGCUUCGGAACGCUGACCGAAUCGUGGGAGGUCAAGACAGGGGAUGUACUAUCUACCUACCAAUUUGGCGAGUUCAAAAAAGUCUCUGGGGUCAAGAGAAUCCUUUCCAUUGGUGGGUGGGACUUCUCGACCAUGCCUAAAACAUACAAGAUCUUCCGCAACGGUGUCAAACCCGCUAAUAGGCUAACCAUGGCAACAAACAUUGCCAACUUCAUUAAGGAUAAUGACCUGGAUGGUGUCGACAUUGACUGGGAAUAUCCAGGGGCACCUGACCUCCCUGAAGGUGACCCUGGCACAGCCGAAGAUGGUCCCAAUUACCUUGCGUUUCUUGUCAUUCUCAAAAAUCUCUUGCCAGGAAAGUCUGUUUCCAUUGCUGCACCUGCAUCCUACUGGUACUUGAAGCAGUUCCCCAUAAAGGACAUGGCUAGGAUCGUCGACUACAUUGUCUAUAUGACCUACGAUCUUCAUGGCCAGUGGGAUGCGCAUAACAGCAAUUCACAGGAAGGCUGUGAUACGGGAAAUUGUCUGCGUAGCCAGGUUAACUUGACUGAAACAAAACAAUCCUUGGCAAUGAUUACUAAGGCAGGUGUCCCUGGCGCAAAGGUCAUUGUCGGUGUUACGAGCUAUGGCCGAUCCUUCAAGAUGGCAGACCCAAAUUGCUGGGGGCCCGAUUGUCUUUACACUGGCGACCGCUUGAACUCUGACGCGAAGAAGGGUGAAUGUACUAACACGGCAGGCAAUAGCGACAUUCUUAUUUAUGAUAACGAUGAGUGGGUCGGUUACAUGAGCGCCGCUACGAAAAAGACCCGUGCCACUCUCUAUAGUGCCUGGGGCUUGCGAGGGACCUCUGACUGGGCCAGCGACCUGCAAACCUAUCAUGAUGUUCCCAAGCCGACGACAAGCUGGGCCAACUUCAUCCAGCUCGCCAAAGCAGGGGAGGACCCUAAGACGGACCAAACGCGUACCGGAAACUGGACCUCGUAUGAUUGCAGUAACGAUAAUGUUGCAAAUCUAUUCGACUUCACACCUUCUGAGCGGUGGAAGAACAUGGACACCGAUACUGCAUGGAAAGAUAUUAUCCGAAUUUGGAAUGAAACCGAUAAGCCACGCGGUCUCACCUUCAUGCGAUCUGUUGAAAGUACAACCCGCUUCGAUUAUGAGGAUUGCGGUGAAAUUGCCAAAGAGAGCUGCAGUUCAGUUGGCUGCGAAGACGGCGCAAACGGUAAAACCUCCGGCCCGGCUGCAUUUCUUAUCCUGAGUUCAAUGUCAGAAAUUCACCAAAUGUACUGGGAAUAUUACGAUGGUUUAUUCCACUCUUUUAGUCUUGUCGGUACAGCACUGGACGAUAUGGAAAACAAAUUUGCGCCUAUCCCACCAGAAGAAGACAAGACCUGGCUCAAUAUCCUUAUUGACAUGCUUACGCUCGGCGCCCUGGGCACUGCCGGGCCGCUGUUCAACACAAUACUGAAGAACCACGAUUGGUUUUCUGGCAGCGCCCUGGACAACGCAAAGGACACCACUAUGACCCUCCUUGGACAAGGUACGACUACUGCCAAGGACGUACUACCUCCAGCUAGUGAUCCCAAGUGGACGCCAGAGGGACAAGACGAGUUUUCUGCCUUUCUGGGGCAAGUGGUGUGGGGCUGGUCUAAUGUCACAUCACUGGCGCUGGAUGACCUCUUCAGUGGAAACGAAACGAGCAUUAAUACCCUCUGGGAAGUCAUAUCAGAUGGCAAGCUCAUCCAGGGUAAGAGGGAUACUGACCCCCCUGAUACUGGAAAUACCCAAAAUGAGCUGCUUGCCAAUAUCAAUAAAUGCGUCGUCGGCUUUGCAUUGCCCGCAUUGUGGCGCCAAGCUGGAUCUUAUACUUUUAUCAUUGAUUCAGGUCAGUCUUGCGACGAUGACCCGGACAUCAGCGAGUACUUGGACGACGACACCAUUGAUGCCACGGCUGUCUGCGUUGACAAUCGGCAAUACUACCUCGCAUAUCCGGAUGGCGAUGCGACUGACUGUACUUGCAAGACCAUCAACGAUUCCGGCCCCUGUCAAACGGUCUGCAAAGACAGCAAAUUCUCUGCUCCCAAAGGAAUCGAAUACAUCUCCGGCGACAAUAGCUACUACGGCAUCACGACCAACGAGCUAGUCAAGGGCUCUGUCCGGACCUGGAUAGCUAACGGGAGGGAGAACGGCGCUAACAUAGCAGAUCCAACGAACCACGGCACCAUGUCCGAUCUCAUAGACAUGGAUAUUAUAACGCCCGGCUUCAUGCGGAUUCCUGUUUGUAGCCCCGCCCGCGCCUUUCAAUCCUGGGACACGGCCGACAAGGACUCAAGCCCGAACUGGCCCUGCGAUAUCCCGCCUGGUAAAGAUGAGUGCGGUGAGUCAACCUUUGUGGACCAAACUAGCGAUGCAUCGCCAAAGGUAGAAGACUGCCGCCAGAUCAUCAAGAACAUUGAGGGCGAUGCAUCCACUAGCUGGACGACCCAGGUUGUCGGCCAUAACCAGCGCGAGAUUGCCAGUCACGCAUCCUGUCACUUUGGCGUUGAGGCUACUAAAACCAACGGAAAUGUCAAUUUCAAGGUCGGCGGGCAGGAUGUCAUUGAUAUCAUCAACGAUGCUAUCGACAAAUUUGCUAGGGAUGGGCUGAUCGGCGCAAAGGGAAACAUGGAUUGCAAUGGUAAUCUGAAGAGUGAGCCGGUGCUGUGGGGGAUAUACUAGGAAUGCGCUAUACUGCUGGUCGAAAAUGACAGGCCGGCUUAUCUUGCGAAGGAG